Messenger RNA from Vitrella brassicaformis, 3840 nucleotides. NCBI's taxonomy places the organism in Eukaryota, Vitrellaceae. The record is from the annotation of a GenBank genome assembly.
GGACGAUAUUUCACGGUUCCUGGGUCCGUCCUUGCUUUGCUUCGCUUCGGUCGUCGAUCAGCUUAAAGUUUCUGUCAAGUGCAGCAAUGGCAGAGGACAGCGGCAACACGGUAGCGAAGCACGUGGGCAUCCUGACGGACGGCUUCCAGUCGUCGCCCCUCGCCGUCAUCGCCAACAUCGCCACCUUCUGCUCGGUCAUCGUGUACCUCUCCCCCGUCAACGAAAUGUACAACAUAUGCGUCAGGGGAUACGCCGGCACCACUCGCUGCACCCCCUACGCCCUCAUGUUCGCAUCCGCCGCACUCUGGACAACCUACGGGCUCCUCAGGCACGAUGUGGGCAUCCUCAGGAUCAAUGGCGUCGGUAAGUCAGUGAGGGAGGGAGUGACACAGACCGCACCGGACCGACACACACGGGGCAGUCAGUCAGCCAGGGGGGAGAGAUGCGCGUCAGGUCAUUCAGUGUUGGUGUAUGGUGUGUGUCAGGUGCGCUGACAAGUUUGGUGUUCUGCGGGAUUCUGGGUGUGUUUGCCAACCCUGAGGAACGCAAGAAGACCUGGCUGCUCUACCUGGGAGGUAAGUAGGGCACACAGGCAGCCAGCCAGGCGUCGCUGUCACGUACGUCACGUACGUACCUUUGUGACAUUGGUUGUGUUGUGUUGUAUUUUGCUGCUUGCCUGCCGCUGGCGUGGCAGUGUGUGCGAGUGUGUUUGGGUUUCUGUAUUGUUCGCUGACCUACGUCCCGGCGGGGGACGUGCAGCUCAACCUCGUGGGAUACACUGCCACGGUGAGCCGCCUGCCUCCCUGCCAAAAUAAUCAAACAUCCCGUCUGCGCUGCUGUGUGUGUGCCUCGUCAGGUGCUUUCUGUCUCUAUCUCGCUAUCUCCUCUUGUCAUGGUGGUAAGUAAGGCAGCACAUCGGCUGGCUGCACGUGGGCUGCAUUGUCAUCUGUGUGUGCACGUGUGUGUGUGUGUGUGUGUGUGUGGUGUCAGGCGCGUGUGUUGCGUACCAAGAACCUGGAGGGCGUGCCCAUCACCCUCAUCGCCUGCUGCUUCCUAUCCGCGUAAGACAAAAUACGUACCUGCCUGUCAGUCAAGCAAUGAAUGGAUGGAUGUGAUGUGUUGUGGUGUGUGCCUGCAGGCUGUUGUGGGGUCAGUACUCUCUGAUGAUAGACUCGAUCCCCUUCCUGAUACCCAACAUACUGAGCAUCGUCCUAAACGGACUCCAGCUCGUACUCAUCGCCUACACCUACCUCACUGCCAGAAAAGCUCGAAGCGUAAGGCCGACCAGCCAACCACCGACGCACCGUCCACCUCGCACUGCAUUAUGUAUGUCAAUGUGUGUGUGUGUGUGUGUGUGUGUCAGGCUGUGAGUGGUCCUGAGCGGCUGCCGCUUCUGAGCCAGACGGGCAUCGUAGACCUACCCAUAGGUAUCUACAAUCUAGCUAGCUGCACACACGCAUUGCAUUCACAUUCCUUCCCACCCACUCUCAUCUGAUCUCUGGUUCGGUCUUCUCUCUCGAUGCAGAUGAGGUCAAAGCGUCCUACAGGCCGACCCAGCCGCAGCCAUCCGCCUCGCCCGAAGUCAUCGGCCCCCACCAUCGGCCGCCGAUCGACCCACCAGACCAGCCAGAGACCAUCGACCAGCACAUUCACAACCACACUCACCACACGCAAGCCAGCGGCAGCAGCAGCAGCAGCGGAGCAUCGAGCUUCGAGUGUGUGGAUCUGGCGACCGGUUCGUCGGCAAGCGACCGGAAUUCUUUGUCUUCUUCUGAGGGCGGCGGUGCUGGUGCGUCCCCGUCGUCGGCCAACCGGAUGGAGCAGGGCCGGAGGGCCAACAGGGCGCGAGAUCGGGCUGGGGAGAGGGAUCGGGGGAGGGCCGGUGUGGGUGGGGGUGAGAUGGAAAUGAGCACUGUCAGGGGGAGGGAACUCAGGUGAGAGAGGAGAGGUGUGCCGCAUGCGUAAGUGUCGGAUGGGGAUUGUUUUGUCGGCCUUGGGGGUGGGGGGCGUGGUGCUCUUAUCUUUCUCAACCAUCGCUGGGCGGGCAACGUCGGACUCUCUCUCUCUCUCUCUCUCGGUCUUUCGUAUGUAUGUAUGUCUGGAUGGCUGUCCGUCUGUCUGUCUGUAUGUGUGUACCCCACUGCUCUGCUUUUCUAGUAAGCGUAGCAGAGGAUGCGAUGCCAUUGAUUGGGUGGAAGAGAAGGAAGCAAUGAAGGAAGAAUUGCAGGCAGACAGCGAGGCAGCCAGCUGUCCACUCACUCACUCACUCAGUCACUCACUAUGUGUGUGCGAGGCAAGAUGUACCCCUGUGUUCCCACGAACUGCGGGAGUAAACUUUCUUUUUUCGCAUCGAUGACUGACUGACUGCAUUCACUCACUCUCACUUUUGUCUCCUGCAUCCCUCGGACCUCAUUGGUGGAUUUUCUUCCUCGCUCAUGGACGGGCCGUGGUCCAUCUGCACAAUGGCUGGAUGACGGAACGUCCUAGGUUGCUGGGGAAAGUCCGCCAGGCCAGGGAGGUCCGGACCAGAUGGAACAAACAACACGGACGAAGACAGCCACAGGUCUUUCUAUCUAUCUGAGAAAGGAGACAGACAAGGAAGGAAGAGAGGACGUCGGUCGGUUGUGCUGUAUGUAUCUGUCUGUUGAUUGCUCUGUGGCUGUGGGGUGGGGUGGGUUGGGUUGGUGCCUGCACCCAACUCUCCGUCGCUUGCUGGAUGCGAUGUCGUCGAUGGUAAGCUCCCGCUGUGCCCGUCACGAGGGCAGUGCAGGUGCCGAUCCUCGUCGACAAGUGAAUCCACAGACAGCGGCAGGAGGGUGAGGUGACAUGAGAGAGCGGCCCACCCCCCACCCCCCCCAAUACGUUGACUGCCUUACAGCUGGUGGCUGCAGCGAGAGAGAGUGUGUAUGUGAUACGCUCCACUACUUCCCCCUAACUCCCUCCCUCCCUCCCUCCCUCCCCUGGCCUGAAAGAACCCGCGAGGCAGGUGUGUGCGACUUUUGUGCUGUUGGUCGGUCGGUCCUUUUUUCUACAGCGGCACACCACGCCAUCCAUCCACGGGACGCACCGAUGCAUCCGUCUACCUACCCGCCCCUCCCACUGACUGCCAUGUCUAAAGGUGUGCAUGUGGUGUGUGUGCGCGUGGGCGUGGUGUGUGUCAUGCAUGUGUGGCUGGCGGUUUUUGUCAGUCCAUCUGGUGGGUGUGCGGUCCCGCUCCCUGGUCUUGGUUCGUGUCGGUCGGUCGGUCAAUUCAUUGAGUCUGCUGGGUGGCUGUGGCUGUGGCUGACUGCAUGGGUGGUGGGUGGUGCUGCAGAGAGGGCGAGAGAGAGAGCAGGGUACGUCAGUCAGGUGUAAGUGUAAGUAGAGGUGACGAUGACAUACAUAUGAGUGACUGAUGGAUGACUGACAGUGACCGACUGAUUAUGAUUACUGAGUAUUGGAGUGUCACUUUCCUCCCUCUCUGGCAGUGCGGACUCACUCGCGCACUGACUGAUUGCCGGGUGAGUGCAGCGGGUGGGAUGGAAUACAGCGGACGGCACUCUUCUUCUCUCGUAUAUAUGUGUGUGUGCCGCAUGUCUACUGGGUUUGUGUCGCACCCGAAGAUGAUAUAUCGGUUCGGUCAGACCCACAGCUCGAUAUGAUGCGAACCUUGCUCCACACGCACGCUUGUGUAGGUGUGGACGAGGGGGCUGAGCUGAUCGGGCAGAGGCCGCCCACCCUGCCUGCACUCACAGACGGAUGGAUGGAUGAAACGCCUGACCCACCCCCACCUAACUGACAGACCUUACUUACACUUUCUCUCUUUCCUUACUCAUGCGAGUUACAACACUCACUCAUCGA